GGACUUCAGGUGGCAGAGUAUUCCAGAGCGAUGGUGCCACUGCUGUAAAGGCUCUGCGUCUGGUUGCUGUUAGACGCAAGGUCUUGACAUUGGGAAUUUCCAAUGUUUCAAAACUUUUAGCCAGCUUUUAGGAAUUUUAAAAGAAAAUGUCAAUGUAUUUUUAAUUUUUUUAAAUCUUUGUAUUGUUGUAAAUGGUUUUCAUUUGUUCAUUGUCUCAAGACCCCUUGUGAGCUUGGCAAUAAUACAGAAAUGUGUUAAAUAAAAAUAAAUACAUAGAUUCCUUUAAAAAAACAAAAUGAUUAUCACAUAUAUAACUAACAAUACUUCACUAUCUAAUCAAUCAAUCAGUAGAGAACUGAAAAUGAAAUGAGAAUGUUCAGAUGGUGAUUACUCCUUAAGGUACUUUGUGGCAAUAAGAUAGUAGAGAAAGCAAUAUCAAGUUUGUUACGUAUUACACUUUAAUGUUGCAUUAAAAGUCAUACAAAACCAUAAAUAAAGUUUGCCAAAUACUUUACUGAAACCCAAGUAGCAAAGAAAUAACUCAUCUCCAGGCAUAGUCCUCAAAUUGUAUUUAAUUUACAUCAACACUGUGUUUUGUUUGAAAUUCAGCAAAAAGAAAAAUUCCCUGCACUUCUUUUUCUGGGCCUCACAGUGGCGAUGUUGGCCAAUCUUGUUUUCAGUUCAGGAUGGAAAUGCAUUGGUGCUUUCUACAAUGAGGUUGCUUCAUCAGUGCUGUAUAGAUAGAAGAAACGGAGAGACCGGCAUUGCUGCUAAGAAAAAAGAAAACACAUUUGCCUUGCAAAAAUUAAAAAGAGCUUGUUCUUCCACAAAGAUUUGCCUACCACAAGAAGAAAAUUUAUUUUGAUUUCCUGAAAAAAGGUAGGGGAAAGGAUUUCUCAAAAAACCAUAUGGAGAUAAAGCACAGAAAGACUAUCAAGGCACUUACAAGGCAAGUAUUGCUUUUCUUCCUAUUUUCAUUCAAUUGCUGGGGUGCUUCAGAACAGAUUCAUUAUUCUGUCUCUGAGGAAAUGCCCAAGGGCUCCCUCUUGGGGAAUCUCGCCAAGGAUUUGGGCCUAAAUGUCAAAGAACUAGCAAAAUAUAAUUUACAUGCUGCCUCAGUGGAUGAUAUUAAAUAUUUUGUUAUCAGCACAGAGAAUGGAAACCUCUAUAUAAAUGAUAGGAUAGACCGGGAAGAAAUAUGUGGCAAAAAUUCACUUUGUUUUGUGAAUUUUGAGGUGGUUACUGAAAAUCCUCCGGACAUUUUCCAUAUAACAGUUGCAGUCCAGGACAUUAAUGAUAAUGCACCCCGGUUCCUCAGUGACAAUAUCAACUUGGAGAUAAUUGAAUCUGCAUUACCAGGCACCCGAUUUCUCCUUGGUAAAGCUGAAGAUCCUGACAUGGGGGUGAAUUCUCUUCAGAGGUACCAGCUCAGCUCAAAUGCCUAUUUUACCCUGGAAGUGAAAGAGAGUCAGGAUGGAAAUGUGUUUGCAGAUUUAGUGCUACAGAAAUCAUUAGAUCGGGAAAGUGAACAGACCAUUCACUUAAUUCUUGAAGCCAUAGAUGGAGGUGAACCCAGAAAAACCGGAACUGUACAGAUAUGGAUUAAUGUCACUGAUGCCAAUGACAACCCACCCACUUUCAGUCAAGAAGUUUACAAGGUCAGUUUGAGAGAAAAUGUACCUGUGGGGACACUUGUACUCCAGGUUGUAGCAUCUGAUAAUGACGAAGGCACAAAUGCCCAAAUCAGUUAUCACUUCACCAACAUGCACCAACAGCAAAGGAAAUUUAAGGUGGAUCCUUCUAAUGGUAAAAUCACACUUACGGAUACACUGGAUUUUGAAGAAGCCAAAGAAUAUAUCAUGACAGUGGCAGCAAAAGAUGGAGGAGGAUUGGCUACACACUGUAAAGUAGAAAUUCAGAUUGUUGAUGAGAAUGACAACCCACCAGAGGUAACCUUGGUGUCUUUGUUUAGCCCAGUUCCUGAGAACUCUGAGUCUGAUAUCUUAAUUGCGCUAAUCAAGAUCAAUGACAAAGAUCAGGAUGACAAUGGAAAAGUGACUUGCUAUUUGGGAAAUGAUUUGCCUUUCAAGAUUCGUCCUUCAUCUAAUAACUACUACAAGCUUCUGGCAGAUCAUCCUUUGGACAGAGAAACAGCUCCUGUGUAUAAUAUUACAAUCAUAGCUACUGACAAAGGAACCCCUCCUCUUUCCUCUUACAAAAUGAUUACACUGCAAAUUUCUGAUAUCAACGACAAUGCCCCUACUUUCGAAAAAUCUUCCUACAGCAUCUAUGUGACAGAAAACAACCCAUCUGGCACUUCCAUUUUUACUAUUAAAGCCUUUGAUCCAGAUGUGGGCUCAAAUGCACGGAUCACAUACUCUAUCCUCAACAGCAACAUCCAGAACCUUCCUAUUUCUUCCUAUAUCUCCAUUAACUCUGAGACUGGCAUCAUCUAUGCCCAGCGAUCCUUUGACUAUGAAGAAUUCAGAGAGUUCCAGCUCCAGGUGAAGGCCCAAGAUGGAGGAUCUCCCCCUCUCAGCAGCAAUGCCACAAUCAGGGUGUUUAUUUUGGACCAAAAUGAUAACACUCCUCGUAUCUUAUAUCCUUCUCCAGAAGCCAAGGGUUCUGUCUUAUUUGAGAUGGUGCCUCGUUCUGCUGAGGAAGAUUAUCUAAUCACUAAAGUGGUUGCAGUAGAUGCUGAUUCGGGACACAAUGCCUGGCUCUCCUAUCACCUGGUCCAGGCUACGGAGCCAGCUCUUUUCACCAUUGGAUCUCAUACUGGGGAGAUCAGGACAUCCAGGGCCUUUGUGGAGAAAGAUGCUGUGAAACAGAGGCUGGUGGUUAUGGUGAAGGACAGUGGACAGCCUCCUCUCUCAGCCUCCGUCACCCUGAACCUGGUGUUUGCAGAGAACUUCCAGGAGGCCCUUCCAGAAAUGAAAAACCAGGCAAGGGACUCCGAGACUCAAGAUGAUCUCCAAUUCUACUUGGUGCUGGCUUUAGCUGUGAUCUCCUUCUUAUUCCUCUUGACAGUGAUUUUGGCGAUUAUAAUGAAAGUCCGAAAAUCAGGGAAUCCCCAAUUCCUGCAGUGCUUUGGCCCUGUUCCUCAUUCGAAGGCAGGGGCCAUCUUUCCCCCUAAUUUUGAAGAUGGGACUUUGCCUUAUUCCUACCAGCUGUGCCUCUCCUCAGAGUCGCAGAGGAAUGAGUUCACCUUCAUGGCACCCAAAGUUCCAAUUGCCAACAAUUUUCUUUAUAAAGAUAUAUCUGUUACACAUUGUGUAGGCAAUAAUGGAAGCGAAUUUAAAUCUGAGACGGAAAACACUGAAGAGGUAAGGCUCGGCUCUUGAGAUUAUAUGUAUAGUAGAGUACAUAGUUCUUUACCAUUAGCAACCUUUUGUAAUGUAGGUACAAUUGCAUUUGUGACUUUUCACUUGCUAUCUGCUUUUUCCUCUUUCUUUUGUACUGUCAGAUAUAAUUAAAUAACUAUAGUUUGGAAUACUAAACCCAUUAUUGUAAUUAUCUAUCCUAUAGUCAUUUGUCAUUUGUUCAUAUUCUCUGUAGUAUUUCCAAAAUUAAAACUUAAAUUAGAUGGCCAUGAAAAGAGAGGGGGAGAGAAUUAUUUUUGACACCACCACCCCACGGCUAAGGUUAAAAAAGUAUAAAUAAUGAGUUUUGUUUCUUCCAACAUGUUAAUAAAUACUGGCAUUAUGGGCCAAAAUUCAGGCCACACUAGCAUUUGACCAGCAGUGAAGUUGUUUUCCCAGUGUAUUCAUAUGUCCUUAUUCUAAGAUUGUGGUUAAAUCUACUCUGCUUAGCAUCUAUUUCACAUAUUUAGAGUUUUCCUGCCUGUCUACCUUUAAAUACAUAGAUUAUCUAAUAAACAUUGUUACCUGUCCC
This is a messenger RNA of Anolis sagrei ordinatus, 3894 nucleotides long. RefSeq names its product protocadherin gamma-B1-like. Gene Ontology annotation, cellular component: plasma membrane. Gene Ontology annotation, biological process: homophilic cell-cell adhesion. NCBI's taxonomy places the organism in Eukaryota, Metazoa, Chordata, Lepidosauria, Squamata, Anolidae. Gene Ontology annotation, molecular function: calcium ion binding. The record is from RefSeq and is a predicted model, not a curated record.